This is a messenger RNA of Salvelinus fontinalis (brook trout), 3994 nucleotides long. Its product is annotated as zinc finger protein 883-like. Lineage: Eukaryota; Metazoa; Chordata; Actinopteri; Salmoniformes; Salmonidae. Bases 294 to 1853 code for a protein of 519 amino acids. The transcript is spliced from 2 exons. Gene Ontology annotation, biological process: regulation of transcription by RNA polymerase II. The record is from RefSeq and is a predicted model, not a curated record. Gene Ontology annotation, molecular function: RNA polymerase II cis-regulatory region sequence-specific DNA binding; DNA-binding transcription factor activity.
UAAUCUAGUGGACGGAACGCAAUGCUGUUAGUGUGACGUAUAAUCUAGUGGACGGAACGCUUCUUUUAGCAGCAGCAACAGUUAGUCAGACACCUCUGUAGCUUGCUAGCCAAAGUAGCCGAACCCAUAAAGCUCUUUAGACGCUUUAGUGUAUAUUAGCCACUGUAUUUUAAACCCUUGUCUGUCGUCUAGUUGGUUAGUUAUCCUAUUUAAUUUCAUAUUUACGGUGCUGUUGUUAUUAUUCAGCUAGCGGGCUGGUUAAGUUAGCAUUAGCCUAGCUAACAUCUCCGACCAUGAGUUCACUAAAUUACUCUCUUCCUGCUGAAGAAGAGACGGUCUGUUGGACGGAGAAAGAAGCUCUCAUCAAAGAGGAGGAGGAAGAGAAGGAUGUUACAAUACAAAAACAAGCAGAGGGUGAGGUUGUUACCCUGAAAGAAGAAGAUAAAGACGUUUCAGUGAAAGAAGAGGAAGACGUUACAGUGAAAGAAGAGGCGUUCAGAGUGAAAGAGGAGGAGGGUGUUACAGUAAAAGAUGAGGAGGAUUCAGUUUUUGAAGUGAAAGCGGAGGAUGGGGAGUUUACGGUCUCAUCGGAAGAAGAGGAGGAAGAAACUGAAUAUCUGGGCCCGAUUUCCCAAACGCAAUUUAAGGCAUCCUGUGGUUCUAAAGAUGAACUUAGCCAUAAGAUGGUUUUGAGAAACUGGGCCGUGAUUACCACUGGAGAGAGACGGGACUACCGUGGGUCCUCUGGGGAGCCUCAACAACCUCAUGAUGCUGACAAGGCAGAGAAGAGUUUCUCCAUAUCAGAACACCUCAAGAAACACCAGCAGAGAUCCACAGGGAAGAAACCUCACUGCUGCUCUGACUGUGGGAAGAGAUUCACCUCCUUAGCAGGCAUUAAAAUUCAUCAGAAAAUCCACACAGUAGAGAAACCUUAUAGCAGUCAAUGUGGGAAGAGUUUUACUCAUUCAACCAGCCUGAUAUCACACCAGAGAACACACACAGGAGAGAAACCGUAUAGCUGUGAUCAAUGUGGGAAGAGUUUUGUUACAUCUGGCCAUCUGAAGAUACACCAGAGAACACACACAGGGGAGAAAUCGUAUAGCUGUGAUCAAUGUGGGAAGAGUUUUACUACAUCUGCCCAACUGACUCUACACCAGAGAACACACACAGGAGAGAAACCUUAUAGCUGUGAUCAAUGUGGGAAGAGUUUAACUCAGCUAAACAACCUGAUAUCACACCAGAGAACACACACAGGAGAGAACCCGUAUAGCUGUGAUCAAUGUGGGAAGAGUUUUACUACAUCUGCCCAACUGACUCUACACCAGAGAAUACACACAGGAGAGAAGCCUUAUAGCUGUGAUCAAUGUGGGAAGAGUUUUACUACAUCUGCCCAACUGACUCUACACCAGAGAAUACACACAGGAGAGAAACCUUAUAGCUGUGAUCAAUGUGGGAAGAGUUUUGCUGCAUCUAGCACUCUGACUCUACACCAGAGAAUACACACAGGAGAGAAAUCUUAUAGCUGUGAUCAAUGUGGAAAGAGUUUUGGUCGAUCUGGCCAGCUGACAUCACACCAGAGAAUACACACAGGAGAGAAAUCUUAUAGCUGUGGUCAAUGUGGAAAGAGUUUUGGUCGAUCUGACCAUCUGACAUCACACGAGAGAAUACACACAGGAGAGAAAUCUUAUACCUGUGGUCAAUGUGGGAAGAGUUUUAAUACAUCUGGCUCUCUGACUGUACACCAGAGAACACAUACAGGAGAGAAACCUCAUAGCUGUGAUCAAUGUGGGAAGAGGUACACUGAUAAAAGAUCUCUGAUAAAACAUCAGAAAAUACAUGGAGUUGUUUCAUGAUAUCAAUGAAUUAAUGUCACAAUGUGGAAUGUUUUAACAUUGUAGUAGGAGUAUUUUAAUGAUGUCACAAUGUAGAAGCCUAAAUGUUUGUCCCCUGUUCUAUUGAUUUCAACAUAAUAUGGAUAUUAGCCUCAGGGGGGAAAUCCAGGCUCUGAAUUGAAAGAGUACUAUUUAUGUGAUUUAACAAAAAGUGACUAACACAAAAAGAGCUGUGUUACACUUACCAUGUUGAUGACCCACUUGAAUCAAAAUGCAGCACUUCAAAAUGUAGCGAUCUAUUUUCUACAAAUUGUCCUCUAAUCGGGGAUGUACACAUACUCCCAGAUUCUGUGUGGUUUUUGAGCUGUUAGUUUUAACAGGACGUGCAACCUCAUCUCCCUUCUGUCACACAAUUAAUUUUGACAUGAUAUCGAUGAGUGAUGACAAAUAAGUUUUGUGUUCCUUUGUUUAGCGACCCCUACAUUUAAAUACAUCACUCCAAAAUGUAGCUGACUGUUUUCUGCAGGUUGUCCUCUAACCAGUGAGGUAAAAUAUAUCUCCCAUUUCCAUGUGUUUUUUUUAGUUGUGUUAGUUUCAACAGCAGGUACAACCUGAUUUCCCCCCUAAUCGAUAUCAGUGAUUUAUUGCUACUUGUCAAAACAACAGUGUUUCUGGUGCUUGUGCAGUUUAUAAGGAGCUUGUUUUAAAAAAUAUUAUUGUGGCAGAUGUUUGUGUAUAUACCACAUGUUAGGUUUUCAAUUUAUCCCAAACUGUUUCUGCAUAUUGGUUAUUGAUUUGGACACGUUAAAACUGUGUUUUGACAUUGGGGCUAUCCCACCUAGAAACUAUGCAACCAAAUAUUUCAUAUUUACAUUUCAUGUAGCAUUUGGUAAUGGUAAUUAUUUAUGCAACCAACUGACAAUUAUAUUGACAUUGAAUUCUGCUUUUCUAAAAGCACAUUCUCAGAUGUGCCAAACCAAAUGUACUAGAGCAUGACAUUGGGGUCUGAGCCCCGAUCCAACAACAUGCCUAUCUAGUGAACCCUGAAAAGAGAGAGAAGCUCCACAGUGAGGUGGAAAGUUACUACGAAUAUUGCUGGAGUUUCCUCUUGAAAUCAGACAUGUCUGUGGUGAGAACAACCUGGUUGCUGAUUGUCUCAAGGGGGGCAGUCAAAAUGUUUUGCGUUUAGCCAGUGCAUUGCCAUGGAUCACAAUUUAUUUUGACUGUUUUUCCGUAUUGGAGAUUAGUUUUGUUUGGGCUCGUUUCAAGGGGACGAGAGUUCUAGAAGCUAGUCAGUUUUAGGAAGAGGAGAGUUCUAGACGCUAGUGGGUUUUAGGAUGACGAGAGUUCUAGAAGCUAGUGGGAAGCUAUAGAAAGAAAAGUCUUUGUGGGAAUAAUAAAAAUUAAAAAAUAUUGUUUUUAAUUGUUGUUGCCAGUAGACAGACACCAUGUUUAUAUUGGUGACGGUGAAGCAUUGUAGUUGAUUCUAAUGUGACAUGGAAGUUGUUUUCUGUUGGUGGUGAGCAUUCUCUUAAGCUUUUGGUUUUUCCAUUUAUGUUUUUAGGUUGGACUUUAGCACGUAUAGCUCGUCAGCACGUAGGACCCACUGAUUGGUGUCACCUCGUUAGUCAGUAUGUGUUACACCUGUGCUGGCUUGUCCAUCUCGUUAGUGGGAAGGUGUUUCACCUGAGCUGGUCCAGGUUCUAUUUAAGGGUGUCUGGCCCAGUGCUCCAGUUGUCUUGAUAGAUGUGGAGAGUCAACACCUUUAGUUGCUCCACUUUUUUGGUUUGCUUCCUGUCUUUAAGUUUGGUGUGGGUUUUUCUUUUGUUUCCCUCUUCUUGGUUAGAUUUAGUGGGACUCAUGGUGGGUGUCUUUUAUGUCCCAGUUGUUGUUACUAGUCAAACUAGUCUUUCAGAGCCCCUCCUAAAAAAACAAGCUGAUAUUUUGGGUUGGAUGUUGCAUCCAAUUAAUAUUUUAAUCAAUGGCAUUUCCUUAGAAUGUUCAUUAGUCUUUCAGUUGUUAAUCUUCUGUUUUUUUUAUCCUGUUAUUUUUGUGUACUAAGUAUUUCUGUUUAUUUUCAUUGUUUUCUCCUGUAAAGCCAUUGUGUAGCAUCCAUGUCUGAAAUGUGCUGUAUAAAUAAAGCUUGAUUUGAUUUGAACAAA